Messenger RNA from Mucor velutinosus, 2520 nucleotides. RefSeq lists its product as uncharacterized. The record is from RefSeq and is a predicted model, not a curated record. Gene Ontology annotation, biological process: proteolysis. Lineage: Eukaryota; Fungi; Mucoromycota; Mucoromycetes; Mucorales; Mucoraceae. The transcript is spliced from 5 exons. Gene Ontology annotation, molecular function: metalloexopeptidase activity. The coding region runs from base 1 to 2520 and encodes 839 amino acids.
AUGAGUGCUGACAACGAUGAGUGCACUCCUUUAAUUCAACAGAAUCAUCGUCAGGAUCCAUCCAUGAGCAAGAGCAACAAGAGAUCCUAUCAUGUCUAUGGCAUGGCGCUCGGUUUCUUAUUCCUGUUUGCUGCCUUUGUUCAUUCAUUCAGAACCAAAUUGCCAACGCCUUUAUCCGACACGCAAGCCAAGGAACUCGAUGAUUUCUCGGGCAUUCAUGCUUACAAUGAAUAUUUGAGCCGUUUUACUGCUCCUCAUUCUGCCAACACUCGUGAAAAUGGUGCGAUGAGAGAUUGGCUCGCAUCUGUCUCUCUCGAGAUGCAAAAAGACGCUACUGCUCGCGGACUGCAAAUGGAUGUCAUUGCUAAUGAUACCUCUGAAGUUGUUAUUCCUCAAGAUUGGUUCAGUGAUAAUGAACACUGGUUUAUCCACUCUCGCAAUGUGAUUGUCCGUUUGAAUGGUACUUCUGGUAGAGAAGAGGCACUUUUAGUCAAUGCUCAUUAUGAUAGUGUCCCUACAAGCAAUGGUGUCACUGACAAUGGUAUGGGUGUUGCCACAGUGCUCGAGAUGAUGCGCUAUUUCAUUGACAAUCCUCCUCGCAAUACCGUCAUCUUUUUGUUCAAUAAUUUUGAAGAAGGUGGUUUGCUUGGCUGCAAAACCUUUAUCCAUCAUCCUUGGUAUGCUCCUGUCAAGCUUUUUAUCAACCUUGAGGGUGCUGGUGCUGGUGGAAGAGCCAUGAUGUUUAGAACCUCCAACUUAAAUGCCGUCAAGAAACUUGCUGGAUCUAGCGCCAAAUUGUUGCAUAGUUCUCCUCUUGGAAAUGACAUGUUUAAGGCUCAAAUUAUUAAGAGUGAUACCGAUUACUCUGUGUUCCUCCAAGAUGGUGUCCCUGGUAUAGAUAUUGCCUUCUAUGCUCCUCGUUCUCAUUACCACACACCUCGCGAUAACUUGGCUUACACGACUCCUGAUGCUCUUCAGUAUAUGGGUCAAAUGGCCUUGGCUGCUACCAAGGCAAUUGCCAACAGCAACGAUAUGAUAAACACAAACAAAGGUGAAGAGCUCUUUAUCUACUUUGAUAUCUUGGGUCGUUGGAUGUUUGCCUACAGUUUCACCACCUAUCAAAUUAUCAACGUCAUUGCUCUUUUGCUUGUUCCUGGUGUGGGCCUCUUCUUGACCUUAAAAAACAAGCCUUCUCAACAGACCACUUCAUCGCUCAUUAAGGAAAAGCUUUGCCUCCUUGUUCAAGGUGUCAUUGCUGUCUUUUCCGCUGUGAUUUUUGCUGCCUUGUUUAUCGGUGUCGCUGUAGUUGCCAUGUGCAAGAUCAACCCUUCCAUGACCUAUGGUGAUGUCUAUGGCGCUGGCCUUUAUACCUUUGCUGCUGCUUUCUUGGGCAUACAAUUCUCUCAAUUGGUUCUCCCCAUGAAACUCAAGCAAACCCUCGCUACCACGGAUGCUGCUUGGUAUGGUUUGCUUUCAUUCUGGUCUCUUUUCCUCGUGCUUGCCAUGUAUGCUGGCUCAAAGAGCAUUGCUAGCUUGUACUUUGUUGUCUACUUGUUGGCGUUCAAUGCGUUGGCUGCCUUGCUUCAAGCUGUUGUCCCUGCCACUCAAAAGUUCCGUUCGCCCUUGAUCUUCUUUACUCAAACCAUCAUGCCAUUCAUCUUUUUGUUGGAAAUUGAGUUCUUGGCCAUGGAUGCUUUGCGUCAUGCCACUGCUGAUGGUACUCCUGAAAUCGCUGUCUACAUCUUCAUUGCUCUUCCACUCUUAUUGAUUGCUUUACACUUCGUGCCCUGGGUUUAUGUUGCUGGCAACUACCGCAAGGUUACCAUCGCUGCUGCUGUGGCCUUCUUCUUUUUGUUCACUAUUUGCUCUGCUCUGCAACCCUUCAAUGGCUCAUGGUCUCCCAACAAGCUCAUCUUUAGACAAGAGUACAACGCCGGCGAUGCCUUGGCCACUGUUAUUGUCUCAUCUGCUACUGGUGUGCAAGCUACCCUCAAGUCUUCCAUUCCUGCUCACGAAUACAAUACCGUUGAAUGUAGCCCUUUCAAGAAGUACUUGACUCGCUGUACCUAUCAAACUGACCUAUUGCCCAAGUAUGGUGGCAACGAUACCUUGUCAGAAUUUGUGUUGUCCGAGGUGGAGAAGACUUGCUCAGAGACCACUUGUAUCUCAUCUGUUACCUAUGCUUCCAAGAACAGUUUGAUGUGCCGUGUCCUGUUUGAUCCAGCUCAAAAUGACUAUGAAACCAUUCAACAUGCCUGGGUCAAUGGCAGAGAGCAUAAAUCCAGCAACAUCUCUUCCAUCAUCACUUAUAUCAAUGAUUAUGAACAACCUGUUAACGUCAAAAUCGAGUACCCCAAAGAGAGAUAUCCCAAGGCUACCUUUAGUUGUUUUUACGAUGAAUGGACUGAAUUACAGAUCCCUGCUUUCAAUGCUUUCCGUGAUAGCUUGCCUGAAAGCGCUACUGUCUUGAUCCGUGGUCAAGGUAUUGCUCUAGUCAAUUAUAAGAAUGCUACUCUUUAA